AUGGGAAACAAUUGCUCAUAUAAAUAAUAAAUAAGCAAUAAGAUGCAAUCUCUAUAAGUAAAUUCUGCAAGCAAUCCCUAAGGAAUGUCGAAACCUAAACUAGAUAGUUUGAUAAACACUAGUUAAUUAACUUAGAUGGAAAUACCUAAUGCUAUGCUUCAGUCACCUACUAAACCUUUUAUUCCAAAACACAAUGAAAUUAAAUCAUUAGUAAGAGUUCCUUCAGAAGAAAGCUUGUUUUUAUCAUAAUUCAAUAAUGUUAAGGUUGAUGAAUAAAAAAAUAAUUCAAUCUACUAAAAAAAGAACAUAUAAAAACCUCUUAUGACGUUGAAAUCAUCUUUAAAACGUAAUAAUCAAUAGAUUAUGGUUUAAAGUCCUAAAUUUUAAUCAUCAAGUCCAUAAGUAAAAUAAUAAAUAAAAUGUCGUUCACAUUCCCCUAUUUAUAAUUGUGCAAAUGGUGAAUUAAAAACAAAAAAAAGUAGGGAAAAUUCAAAAAAAGUAAAUAAAUAAUCUUAAGAAUAUAAACCAAAGAGAAAAUAUUCAGAUGCCCCUGUAUAAAAAGAAAAACAUAAUUUAAUGAGAAGGAAAAUAAGUGAUAUAUGUGAUGAUCACAAUUAUAUAAUAGGAGUUGAGAGUUAUAGUCCAACAAAAUUAAGAACCUACACUCCUACUUCAAUUUUAAAAAGAAAAGAUUCUGAUGCAGAAACGAAUUCCCCUUUAAAAAAACAAGUUAGAUUCAAAGAACAAGGGAUUAAUCGUAAGUUAAAUUAUAACUGA
Paramecium sonneborni is the source of this 777-nucleotide messenger RNA. NCBI's taxonomy places the organism in Eukaryota, Ciliophora, Oligohymenophorea, Peniculida, Parameciidae. The record is from the annotation of a GenBank genome assembly.